Molecule: messenger RNA, 1255 nt
Organism: Jatropha curcas
Lineage: Eukaryota; Viridiplantae; Streptophyta; Magnoliopsida; Malpighiales; Euphorbiaceae
Source: RefSeq, a predicted model, not a curated record
GAGCACAAAAACAUAUAAUAAUGAACUCCGUUUUUCUGCAACUUUGAAUUGAAUAUUAAAUAUUAAAAAAAUAGAAAAUCUGGAUCAGCUAACUGGAAUUCAAUCUUUCUAAAAAGUAAAAACCCAUCAGACUGCUAAGUGGUAACAGGUCGCCAUGGCAGCCGAGAUUGAAUCAAUGUCAAAAUCCGUCCAAAAAUUGGCCAUCGACGGCAAAGAAUCGCUGGAAAAGUACAUCCAAAAAGGAACUGACAGUGGAAAGUUGAAUACUUCUGUUCCGUUGAUAGAGGUUCCUAUUGUUGAUAUUGGUCUUCUCCAAUCUCCAUUAACCAGAACAGAGGAGCUUCACAAACUCAGAUCAGCUCUUAGCUCUUGGGGUUUCCUUCAGGUAAUAAAUCAUGGAAUGACAAGUUCAUUCUUGGAGAAAAUGAGUCAAGUUGCCAAGCAAUUUUUCUCGCUACCGGUGGAAGAGAAGCAGAAAUACUACAGAGAAACUGGCAGCCAUGAAGGAUAUGGAAAUGAUAUGGCUCCUUCAGAACAGAAAACACUUGAUUGGACUGAUCGUUUAUAUCUUACACUAAGCCCAGAAGACCAGCGACAGCUCAGAUUUUGGCCGGAAAAUCCUCCAGCUUUUAGGGAAAUGCUAGAUGAAUUUGCCAAGAAGUCGCAGCGAAUACAAGAAAUUUUGCUUAAAGAAAUGGCAAGGUCAUUAGGAUUGGAUGACAAUUGCUUUUUGGAUCAACAUGGAGAACGACCAAUCGUUACUGCACAAUUUAACUAUUAUCCUCCAUGUCCAAUGCCUGGUAAAACCCUUGGGCUAAGACCACAUACUGAUGGAUCAGUUCUCACCAUUCUCUUGCAAGACAAAGAGGUGGAAGGUCUUCAGUUCUUGAAAGACAAUCAAUGGUUUAGGGUUCCUAUCAUUCCAGAAGCUCUUCUUGUUAAUGUUGGCGAUCAAGCUGAGAUAAUGAGCAAUGGAAUAUUCAAGAGCCCUAUACACAGGGUGGUGACCAACAGAGAAAGGGAGAGGAUUAGUAUAGCUGAUGGGCUAAUCGAUGAAACAAGGCCAAGAUUAUACAAGACAGUGAAAGGCUAUGCUAGUUUUUAUACUGAAUACUAUCAGCAAGGGAAGCGACCAAUUGAAGCAGCAUUAAUCUAAUUUCCUUUAUGCAUACUUCCGGUUUCUUGUACUUAAAAUUUCUAGUGGUUUCUGUAAGUGAAAGACAACAGAAAAUGAUUUCUCAAGUAUUUGUCUGAA